Messenger RNA from Dromaius novaehollandiae (emu), 1285 nucleotides. It is a transcript of the gene CCDC102B, whose product is annotated as coiled-coil domain containing 102B. Lineage: Eukaryota; Metazoa; Chordata; Aves; Casuariiformes; Dromaiidae. The record is from RefSeq and is a predicted model, not a curated record. The transcript has 7 exons. The coding region runs from base 228 to 1217 and encodes 329 amino acids.
CAGGAAAUUCUGCUGUUUAUACAUGUGUCUACAACACUGAGAAGCAAGAGCAGCCCAGCGAGCCCAGAGGGUAUAUACAGCUUGUACUCUGAAGUAUAUGGUGCAACUCUUCAUUGUUGGGUUUGAAUUCAUCCACUUCAACAAAUGCAAAGAAACCCUUGAAGACUCCAGAAUCAACAAAAGGAAUACGGAACACUGUGGAGUGAAAUUAGAUUAAGAAUUGAAAGAUGAAUCUCAGCUCUGCUCAGAAACUAACUGAAGAGAGACAGGAUUUUAAGGCCCAACCAAGACAGCCUUAUGAAUUAGCUGGAGGUAGCCAACCAGCUAGCAAUCUGUGCAAUUCAAAUCUCCCAUCUCAAAGUUUCUACCCAUAUUCUUCUCAUUACCCAUGUGUGUAUAUAAAUAACAGCAGCAAUUGGGAAAUUUAUGAAGCAAUAAGAAUUCGGGAACUGGAAGAAGUCAAAGCUAGAGCUGCCCAGAUGGAGAAGACCAUGCGCUGGUGGUCAGAUUGUACCGCUAACUGGAGGGAGAAAUGGAGCAAAGUUAGAGCAGAAAGAAAUAAAGCCCGAGAGGAAGCAAGACAAUUGAGAAUCAAAUUAGAGAUUGUUGUGAAAGAGCUGAGUAGGCUGAAAAAGAUAAAUCAAGAUUUAGUGAGUGAGAAAGAGAAUUUUAAAAACAUCAUUUCUUGGAAAAAGGAAUCCAGUUGUUCAGAAAUGCUGUGUAUAAAAGAAGACCUAAACCAGUUAAUGUCUCUGGAACAAGAACCUGUGAAAGAUAUGAGCAAAACCAAGGAGAUUCUGGUGAUAGAAGACACAAAAAAGGAUGUGGAAGUAGUCAAAGAAGUUCUAAGCAAACAAAAUAAAAAAAUUACUCCAAAGCUUCCUGAUUCUUUUCCCAAAGGAGUUUCCAGGAUUUAUUUGGAGGAACCUAAAAAAAGCCUGGACAAUACAACUAAGACAUCGGAAAAUGAUUUAAUACAUGUUUCUGUCUUGCAUUUGCAUUUGGCUGAGUUGCAGAAAAUCUUACAGAAGGAAAGAGAAAUGAAUAUGUUUCUGGAAAAAGAGGUGGAAAAGAUGGAAAAUGAUUUGUCUCUUUGGAAAUGGAAAUAUGAAGAACUUAAACAAUCCAAGCUGGAAAGUCUGAAACAGAUUUGGAAUCUGAUGAAAAUGAAUGAGAGUUUAUUUAUUUCAAUGGUGGUACAUCACAGAAAUGAGUAAAGAGAUAGAAGAAAGUGAACUCAGGAUCUGGGACCAGACGAAAUUCCUUGUAUGUUGCUGGAGACUCC